This is a messenger RNA of Penicillium cinerascens, 936 nucleotides long. Its product is annotated as phytanoyl-CoA dioxygenase family protein. The transcript has a single exon. The record is from RefSeq and is a predicted model, not a curated record. Bases 1 to 936 code for a protein of 311 amino acids. NCBI's taxonomy places the organism in Eukaryota, Fungi, Ascomycota, Eurotiomycetes, Eurotiales, Aspergillaceae.
AUGGCCACACCACACCUGGACGCCCUCAAGCGCGACGGCUUCGUCGUCGUCCCUAAUCUCCUAACCCCUACCGAAAUCGCCCACUACCGCACCAUUGCCACAGAGGCAACAACCAAAACCCGCACCGGCGGCUGGCCUCACUUCCGCACCGUCCCUAAACAAUUCCCUCCUUGGCCCACAACACCGCCCCCAGCCUCCGAGGGCGGGAUCUGGGGCGUGCAGCACCUGCUGCACCCCUCAAUGCCAGGCCGCGAAUCGUUCGCACGCUGCUACUUCUCCGAAUCGAUCCUCGCCGUCGUCGAAGAACUCCUCGGCGUCGCGCCGGGCACUGGCGCCGACGAACCCCUCGUAAUGGAACUGUUCAACCUGCUCGUCGCGCCCGAGACGAAAGAUUUCGAGCUCCGCUGGCACCGUGAUGACAUCUCGGAGAAUGCAACCGCGGAAGAGGAACUGCAGCAGCUCGAAGCGAAGUCACCUGGUGGACGCCAGAGUCACGCGCAGUAUAAUCUGGCGCUGUGCCCCGAUGCAUCGCUGAUUGUUAUCCCUGGAUCUCAUCGGCGCGCGCGGACUGAUAUUGAGCGCAAUGCGGCGCCGUAUGAGUCGUAUUUGCCGAAUCAGUUGGUUGUGCAGCUGCAGCCGGGUGAUGCGGUGUUUUAUGAUAGCAAUAUUCUGCACCGGGGUGUCUACAAGGGCAAGGCUGAGGGUGGGGAGGAGAGUAGGCUGACUCUUCACGGGAGCAUCGGGUUGAAGGCGGAUGAUGCGACGGAUGCGGAGAAGAAGAAGGUCCGGGCUACGGCUGUGCUGCAGCAUGGUGUUGGAGCUUGGGUGCAGAGUGACGAGGCUGCGUUUGGUAUUGGGGAGAGGCCGGAAAAGAUGAGGGCUAAUCUGGUGGCUAUGGGCACUGGGGAAGGGGUCGGGUUCUCGUUGCAGGGUUAA